Molecule: messenger RNA, 2355 nt
Organism: Linum tenue
Lineage: Eukaryota; Viridiplantae; Streptophyta; Magnoliopsida; Malpighiales; Linaceae
Source: the annotation of a GenBank genome assembly
UGACUAUUGACUCGUAUAUUCUGACGACCUCCUAAAACCUUUCAUUAGAUUCAUUUUCUUUGUUCGUAAUCUGACGAAAGAUACCCUUGAACUACCUAUUCAGAGCAUUCAUAUUCCCCGUUCCUACAUAUUCUCCCCCAAUUCCCAAACUCAAUCUUCAUUGCAAAUCUACCGGCGGAAUUCCCCUGUCAAACCCAAUUCCGGUUUCCACCAACGAAAAACUCUCUCUCUCUCUCUAGAAAACCAAAACUCCGAUCUCCUCUCAGUUCCAUUUUAUUCCUUCUGAAACCCAAAAACCCAAUCUUUUCCAAUUUCCCAGCUGAAUUCCAAGUGGGUUUUCGGUUAUUCUCGUUUCAGAUGUUCUGAGCUGAGUUACAAUUUUUUUUUUUAGUUUCGCCGCCGGGAAAUGACCAUGGACCGAUCGGGCAAUUCGUCGCCGGGAAGCCCCGACCCGAAAUCCUCCUCCUCCUCCGGUUUCGUCCUCUCAAUCGACUGCCUCAAGGGCGGCUCCAAGGCCGACGAGUGGACCGGCGACCUCCUCCAGACGGGCGACAUCGUGGAGGAGAUCGUGAUUCCCGAUCCCGGGUCGUCGUCGCGCGGCGGCGCCGGCGGGCAGUCGUACCGGGCUCCGUUCAAGAACGGGAAGAGCGGGGUCCAGAAGAUUCUUCACGCGUCGUUCAAGCGGAAGGAGACCUCGAUUCUGGUCCGGGUCAGGCGGCGGGGCGGGAGCGAGGUCUCGGAGCUCCAGGCGUGUAUUGUUCCCGAUUCCGGCGGGAAGAAGCAGUACAUAUUGAGGUCCAUCGACGACCCGAAUUACACCGCCGGGUUCUGCGACCGAACCGAGUCCGAGUGCUAUGAAUUGCAAGGUUCAAAAGGGUCGAGGAUGGUGAGCGCACUGUCGAGCUCCAAGCUACAGGAUGGAUACGUAUCUUAUCCAUGGAGGAGGAAGAUGCAGGAGGUUCUGAAGGUUCCGAAUUCGAGCUGUUUCCUUUCCAUACUCUUCCUCCCCGAAGCUUCGGAUCGAGCUGCUUCGGGUUACAACGACAUCGAGCACACCCUUGCCAGAGCAAAUGCGUGGCUCUUUGCCUCGCAGGCUUCUGGCGUCCCCAUUGUCUUCAUGAACAUUCAGACAGAGUCCCUCCUCACCAAGAUAUCUGGUGAGACAGCCUCUUCAACAGUGAGUGCAGGCUCGCUCUCCGACCUAUCCAACCUCGCGAAUGCGAGCUUGUACGGCUUCGAGGACUACCACGGCGUGGACAUAGGCGUGGUGAGAGCCGUUCGGCUGUGGUACGCUCCGUUGUGCGGAGAGUUCUCCAUCGAGAUCAAGAUCAGGGAAGACGAUUCCAGGCUCGGGUUCGCCAUAAGUCGAACCGAAGAAGGGUUCAUCUACAUUUCCUCGGUGAUCGACGACGGGGAUGAAAAUGCAGCCUCGACGAGGUCAGGGCUCAACAAUCUCUACAAGCAAGCAACCUCCUCAUCCAAGUUGCUCGUUGUCUCCAGGGUUUCCAACCAGAAGGUGCUCCCUUGGAUGGUUUCCUCCACGGGAGCGAUUCGAUGCUACGACACCGUCUCGUUGAGCCAGAAGCUCUCCCUUCAUCGCCACGCCAAGGUUCCCAUCGUGAUACAUUACUUCCUGUGGGACAAGGCGUUGGCCGGUAUGGGUCCUGGAAGUGCAAGGUAUGGUGGUAGGCCUGUUGGGAUCCCGCCGCGGCGGUCUGAUCCUGUCCCUGUUCGAACAGAUGUCGUGCAGUCGCCCCCUCCUGCUCGACAUUCGAACGAGAACCAAGUGCUCCCGCUUCCUCUGCCUCGAUCGUCUCAGGUGGUUCCUAGUAAUGAUGGUGAUGGUAGUGUUGUAGGGCCGGAAAUCAAGCUUGAGAGAGACACCGCCGGUGAACUCUCUUUCAGGUUUCAUGAGUUCUCCAUCUCUAACAAUUGGGUGUGAUUUAUGUAAUGAAAACUUUCUUUUUGGUACAGCUUGGUAUGUUUACAGAGAGGUGUUUUUGUAUGUAUACACUGAUAGAUAACAUUUUUGUAAUGCAUAUUUAUAGUUGAAUAAUUCUAUGAUAAUUUUAAUUUAAUAUGCAAUACAUUGUUUCACUAAUCAUUUUGGAAAUAUGCUCCUUUCCCACUCUGUUUUGUUAUUGCUUGCUUCAUACGCAAAAACUAACAACUACCUUCCAAAAUGUAUGCAACCAUCGUUUUUCUCAACUGCGGAAGUGAAAGUAGACAGUGUAUGAUUCAUCCCUAAAGCUCAGCAGUGGUGAAAGAAUGAAACCUCUGUUCUCCCCCUUAGCAACAAAGCUAAUGGGGUGGUACUGUGACAGCCCUCGAUUCGCUGAAAAGCUUGCUCCUUCA